CACAGGAAUCAGGCAGAGUCUUCCAUUCAUCUUCUAUCUCAACUUGAGACGACAAUGUCCGCUGCCCUCUUCCUCGGCCUCCUAGGCCACACAGCUCCCCUGGCUGCCGAAAACACGAGUACCCCAGGCCUCGAGCUCGCAUACUCCCUUGAGCGCGCCACCCAGGGCCUCAGUAUCUCCGAGGAUGGCCGUAAAUCCAUCUCCCAGCGUUACUCGACCACUCUGCCCCCUCAAAUUGUCGAGCUCCUGGACGACAACUCCACUGUCCUUUAUUCGAACACCGCCUGGAACUCCUAUAACUCCAGUGACCCUACCUCCGACCCAUGCAAGACCUUCCUCGGCAUUGACGGCUCCCGUAUGGGCCCCGAUGGUCGCUACUGGACUGUCAACGGCUCCACCAAGCUCGUCGGCGCGAACCUCACCAACGAUGCCGUGGACAAGCUCUAUUACCUCGACGCCAUGAAAGCAUCCGACAGCGGCAUUGACGACGUCCGCUACAACGCCGCUGGUGAUGUGGCCUACAUGAGUGAUACUGCUGGUGCCCUCCUCGUCAUGAACAUGACUACGGGCAGAUUGAACAGCAAAACUUUAUGA
Molecule: messenger RNA, 594 nt
Organism: Aspergillus vadensis CBS 113365
Lineage: Eukaryota; Fungi; Ascomycota; Eurotiomycetes; Eurotiales; Aspergillaceae
Exons: 1
Coding region: 55-594 (179 amino acids)
Source: RefSeq, a predicted model, not a curated record